AAAAAAUCCAAAGAGUGAAGUGAGAUGGCUUACUACAAUCAAAACACUCCUCCUGCUAUUAACGUUAACGUUUCUGGUCCACCUCCUCCACCACAAGGAUAUCCUCAACCGGGUUAUCAAGGGGGUCAACCAUGUUAUCAAGGGUAUCCUCCUCCACCCCAACCUCAAGUUUUUGUCGCUCAAACUCCACCUCCACCUCCACCUGCUCCUGCACAUGAACCUCCAGCAAAAAAGUCAGGAGGAGGAGGAGCAGCAGGGGCAGCAGCGGGAGGAGGUUUUUUGGCAUGCUGUGCCGCGAUCUGUUGCUGCUGCGCCAUGGAGGAGCUUUGUUUCUAA
Molecule: messenger RNA, 336 nt
Organism: Medicago truncatula (barrel medic)
Lineage: Eukaryota; Viridiplantae; Streptophyta; Magnoliopsida; Fabales; Fabaceae
Product: cysteine-rich and transmembrane domain-containing protein WIH2
Exons: 3
Coding region: 25-336 (103 amino acids)
Source: RefSeq, a predicted model, not a curated record